AUGGCCAGCGACAAUUCUUCACAGGGCGAUUCCCGCCUGUUGAUCGUCUCGAAUCGGAUUCCGAUCACCAUUCGACGAUCGGCAGGAGGGAAGUAUGAAUUUUCCAUGUCUUCGGGAGGAUUGGUGACAGGAUUGAGUGGACUCUCCAAGGCGACGACUUUCCAGUGGUAUGGCUGGCCCGGACUGGAAGUACCUGAGGAUGAGAUUGAAUCAGUGACUGCGCGACUGUCGGAUGAGUUCAAUGCGACUCCAGUCUUCAUGGACGACAAAUUGGCGGAUCGUCACUACAAUGGCUUUUCCAACUCUAUUCUUUGGCCACUGCUACACUACCACCCCGGUGAAAUCGUGUUCGACGAAGCGGCGUGGGAUGCCUAUCGUGAGGCGAACCGGCUCUUCGCUCGGACCAUCGCGCGCGAGGCUCGCGACGGGGACUUGGUUUGGGUCCACGACUACCACCUCAUGCUCCUACCGGAAUAUCUCCGCGAGGAGCUUCACGAGUUGGGCAAGAAGAAUAUCCGAAUCGGAUUCUUCCUGCAUACCCCCUUCCCCAGUAGCGAGAUUUACCGCAUCCUGCCCGUGCGGAGUCAGCUCUUGCGCGGCGUGCUGCAGUGUGAUUUGAUCGGAUUCCACACCUACGACUAUGCGCGUCAUUUCUUGAGCUGUUGCUCGCAUAUCCUGGGAUUGGUCACCACUCCGAGCAGCGUGGAAUUCAAGGACAGGUCGGUCGCUGUCGGGGCAUUCCCCAUUGGCAUUGAUCCCGAAAAAUUUACCGAGGGUCUCAAAAGUCCCAAGGUGCAAAACCGGAUCGCCAGCUUGGAAAGCAAGUUUGAGGGUACCAAGCUGAUGGUCAGUGUCGACCGCCUGGACUAUAUCAAAGGUAUCCCCCAGAAGCUGCAUGCCUUGGAGGUCUUCCUGUCCCAGCACCCGGAAUGGGUGGGCAAGGUCGUUCUGGUGCAGGUCGCCGUCCCGAGUCGUCAGGAUGUCGAAGAAUAUCAGAACCUGCGGGCGGUGGUUAACGAGCUAGUCGGAAGAAUCAACGGCAAAUUCGGAACGGUGGAUUACAUGCCCAUCCACUUCAUGCACAAGUCGGUGAGUUUUGACGAACUCAUCGCGCUGUACGCCGCCUCGGACGCGUGUGUGGUGUCGUCGACCCGCGACGGAAUGAAUCUCGUUUCGUUCGAGUAUGUCGCGACCCAGCAGAAGCGCAAGGGCGUGUUGAUUCUGUCCGAGUUCGCGGGUGCCGCGCAAAGUCUUAACGGAAGUAUCGUCGUCAACCCGUGGAACACGGAGGAGCUGGCCAACGCAUACCACGAAGCGGUCUCAAUGACCGACGAUCUGCGUGCGCAGAAGUUUGAGAAGCUCUACAAGUACAUUACCAAGUACACGAGUGCAUUCUGGGGCAAGUCUUUCGUCGCCGAAUUGUCCAAGCUCUCGGCUGCAAACCCGGAUGCUUGA
Molecule: messenger RNA, 1455 nt
Organism: Aspergillus brunneoviolaceus CBS 621.78
Lineage: Eukaryota; Fungi; Ascomycota; Eurotiomycetes; Eurotiales; Aspergillaceae
Product: glycosyltransferase family 20 protein
Exons: 5
Coding region: 1-1455 (484 amino acids)
Biological process (GO): cellular response to heat; trehalose biosynthetic process
Cellular component (GO): cytosol; alpha,alpha-trehalose-phosphate synthase complex (UDP-forming)
Molecular function (GO): alpha,alpha-trehalose-phosphate synthase (UDP-forming) activity
Source: RefSeq, a predicted model, not a curated record